This is a messenger RNA of Kwoniella shivajii, 768 nucleotides long. RefSeq lists its product as uncharacterized. The record is from RefSeq and is a predicted model, not a curated record. Bases 1 to 768 code for a protein of 255 amino acids. The transcript is spliced from 2 exons. NCBI's taxonomy places the organism in Eukaryota, Fungi, Basidiomycota, Tremellomycetes, Tremellales, Cryptococcaceae.
AUGCCUAUUCCAACACACAUGCGACCUCUUCCCCUUCUUCCACAAUUUAAUAACCGUGACGCUGUGGGACAUCCUCAUCCACUGGCAGACCCGAUUCGAGGUUCCAUGUCGCCCACUUCACCUAAUCGUCAGAGUCAAAGUCACGCUUCUCCUCGGAACACCAAUUUCGAAGACAAUCAUAAUCACCAUAACCACCAUCAAACCCCGAUUGAACAUCCACUGCCCGCUCGACCACAAGAUGAUCAUUCGCAAGAAUCAGAUCCGAUUCUUCCUCCUCCUUCGCAUCAGCAACAUCGGCAACAUCAUCAUGUUGACCUUCCUCAAAGUCCCACUUCCCCUAGGGAUGGUCUUCAUCAUAACCAAUACGAUAGACACUCUGCGAUUCGAAACUCCGCUGUUCAUGAUCAUGCGCAUCCUUACAACACGGAACAAUCUCUUCCUGCACCACCACCCAAAUCACCCAAGUCACCCACUACUCUUUCGAAAAGACUCCUGACUGCUCUCGCCAGCAAGCCUACUAUAAGCAAAACAUGGGAGAAGAAGUCGUACACCGAUCAAUUGGGAAGCAAUGCACCUUUGGACGACCGCUUCAGCCGUGGCGAUGUCAACUUACAAGAAUACUCAUCACUCAAAUCUAGACCAAUAUCAUUUUAUGCUUCUCCAGCCGAAAUAGCAGCUUUUAAACCCUUACCUUUGGUCGAAGGUCACUUCCCUCAUGAGCAUGCACAUUCAACUCCGCCUCUUCCUGCUUCACCGAUGAGAGGUUAG